GAAAAAACCCACCGAGACACAGACAUGUACUGGGACACUGUCAUCAAACCCGUGGACAGAAGCUCCAAAAUAAAGAUGGAGGUUUGCCAGAGCGGAUAUUACGCAGAAGACUUCAGCACACAGGAAGUGCCAGCUGGCUUUGACUUCUCAGCUUUGGACUAUCCUGGUGAAGACCUGUCUUUUCUGUUAGACAGUAAAACAGGCGCACAGCAGCAGUACUCUGUGGAAAACAGCUACGCUGAGCAACCAAAAGCCUCUCAACUCUAUGACGCAAAAGUCAGCUCCAGUGACAGUGGACUCUUCAACCUGGACUCCUUCCAGGACUUCAACUGGUGGACCUCGUAUCCACACGAUGGAAUGACAGUGGACCAGUCACAGAAGGGCUACCAGGAGGCUCCACAGACAUUCCAGAGCCUGGUGCACCAAAACGGACACUUCAGCCCAGCCGUGGAGGGCAACAACAGCUCCUUCCUUACCGGAAAAGCAGGAAACACAUCACAGAGAGAGUGUGAUCAGAACUACCCCCGUCCCUCUGCUGAGCUGUACGACUCUGAAGGCCAGAGGCAGUCAUCAUCCUUCUGGCCUGAAUACCAUUCUCCCAGCUUCACUGCUCCACUACGCCCGCCUACAGCAUCCUGCUCCUCAAAUCCUGUUCUUCGGUCAGAGCAGUACUGCCACCGUGUGCCCAAACGCAAAAACACACACCCGCAGAGGCCGGACAGGGAAGGCCACAUUACUGGAAUGUCUGCUUAUCCAGGUUCUGGCCCGAUCCAGUUGUGGCAGUUCUUACUGGAGCUGCUCCUAGACUCAGCCUGUCGUACCUUCAUCUCUUGGACAGGAGACGGCUGGGAGUUUAAGAUGUCUGACCCCACAGAGGUGGCCAAGCGCUGGGGCCAGUGCAAGAACAAACCCAAGAUGAACUACGAGAAGCUGAGUCGUGGACUGAGAUACUACUACCAUAAGAACAUCAUCCACAAGACUGCAGGCAAACGCUAUGUGUACCGCUUUGUGUGUGACAUGCAGAACAUGCUGGGAAAGACGGCACAGGAAGUCCUGGCCAGUCUGAACAUUCUGCCCACGAACACGGAAUCAUGGCAGGGUCCGGCGGUGACUUCGGAGCACAGCAGUGAAACAUGGCUGUCACAGUAGAGAGGGUGCCACACCUGAGGCCUGAGCAUAGUGCAGCUAGCACGUCUUUAUUGUUUUAUCUGCAGGCAGGGGUGCCCGAAUCCUUUUCUUAGAAGGGCCACAAAUUAGUCUGGAUGGAGGGCCACAAAUAAAUUUUAAUGUUACCUCAAACUACAUUGCAUAUAUCAUUUGAAGCAUUUUCUAUACCCACUGACUACAUUCAAGGGUCACGGUGGGGCUGGAGACAGUCCCAGCAGAUAUAGUGUGAGAGGCAGGGUACACCAUGUUGUCAGUCUGUCACAGAUUAACACUUGAACUAUACAACUAAAUUCCUGUAUAAAAAAAGACUUCUCUGUAAUCUCCUUGCAGUAUUUUUCUACAUGUAAAAUUGUGGUCAGAUAUGGAACUGCAGCAAGCCUCACAAAACUACCCUUCGGGCAAAAUACCUCUUUUGCUGUAAAGGUCAUGCUGGGCAACGUGAUAAAACAAAAGGAAUUGAGGUUGGGCCAAAAGGGUCCCAAAUUGGACGGCCCUCAGCUCAAGGCUAAUUUAAACAACUUUUAAGCACUAUAACUUUUUUUUUUCAUCUGGAGGUGUAUUUCUGUUCAUUUGUCUUUUAACAAGGAAUCAACUGUAAAUAGUGUUUAUACGAUCAGUGUAGUUUUGUGCAUUCAUAUUAUUUUUUUUAAACUAGAGAACUCAUAUCUACCUCUGCUGGUAAUCAAAGGAAUUAAAAAUGGCAGAUUUUCAGGCACUUGCUGCUAAAGUUUCAGCCAAAGUGAUGACUGUUUGAUGUAAAUAAUGUGUAUGUGUUUUUUUUUAAUGUUACUCCACACGGUGUAAAUAGGACACAUGCCCUUGAGUUUUCAUGUUAUUCUGUUAUGCCAUUAAACAAACAAAUAAACACUACAUAUUUGGGUAUAAAUCAGGAGGAAAAUAAUAUUUCUAGGUCACUGGUUCACUGGUUGUGAUUAGCAAUACCUUGCCUUAAUAGGACUCUCCAAACUUUCAUUUUGGAAAAAUAAAGUGUGUUUAGCUUGAAUGUCUUUUAAAAAUGUGUGCAACAUAUAUAUUGACAUUUUUAACUUGUACAAAAUGUAUUACAUGCAUAUUUCUGUUGAAUAAAUAGUGAGUU
Thalassophryne amazonica is the source of this 2263-nucleotide messenger RNA. It is a transcript of the gene etsrp, whose product is annotated as ETS1-related protein. NCBI's taxonomy places the organism in Eukaryota, Metazoa, Chordata, Actinopteri, Batrachoidiformes, Batrachoididae. Gene Ontology annotation, cellular component: nucleus. Gene Ontology annotation, biological process: cell differentiation; regulation of transcription by RNA polymerase II. Gene Ontology annotation, molecular function: sequence-specific DNA binding; DNA-binding transcription factor activity, RNA polymerase II-specific. The record is from RefSeq and is a predicted model, not a curated record. The coding region runs from base 25 to 1149 and encodes 374 amino acids. The transcript is spliced from 8 exons.